This is a messenger RNA of Striga hermonthica, 204 nucleotides long. The record is from the annotation of a GenBank genome assembly. Lineage: Eukaryota; Viridiplantae; Streptophyta; Magnoliopsida; Lamiales; Orobanchaceae.
CCAAGAACGAGUUUGUAGAAGAUGUCUCAACACUUACUUUUGCUGGUGAAGUUAGGCCUCUGAAUGUUCUGCCUCAGGAGUCAUCUACAACAUUAAAAGAACCGUUUGGCAUAGUUUAUUCCGAAAAUUCUAUAGACUCGAAUCCCAAUGCUUCCGAUGCAUCGUCUGGCGAAAAUACUCGCAUUACCCGACAACUCACUGAAG